AUGGGUGACUGGAGUUUUCUGGGAAGGCUUUUGGAGAAUGCGCAGGAACACUCGACAGUGGUAGGCAAGGUUUGGUUGACUGUGCUCUUCAUCUUCCGAAUCCUAGUGCUGGGGGCUGCGGCUGAGGAAGUCUGGGGAGAUGAGCAAUCUGAUUUCACCUGCAAUACCCAGCAGCCAGGUUGUGAGAACGUCUGCUAUGAUAAGGCAUUUCCCAUUUCUCACAUCCGAUUCUGGGUGCUCCAGAUCAUCUUCGUGUCAACGCCUACCUUGAUAUAUCUGGGCCAUGUACUGCACAUUGUGCGGAUGGAAGAUAAAAGGAAAGAGAGGGAAGAAGAGAUUAGAAAAGCCCAGAAUGAAGCAGACAAAGAACUGCUGCUUAAAAAUGGUAAAAAGGAGAAGCUUCCUUUUAGAGAUGAUCAUGGCAAAAUCCGAAUUCAAGGGGCUUUGCUACGCACCUACGUUUUCAAUAUAAUUUUCAAAGCGAUGUUUGAAAUUGGAUUUAUUGUAGGUCAGUAUAUCUUAUAUGGCUUUAAGCUUAGCCCACUGUAUCGGUGCAAUAGAUGGCCAUGCCCCAACACCGUGGACUGCUUCAUAUCACGGCCAACAGAGAAGACUAUCUUCAUCCUAUUUAUGCUUGUGGUGGCUUGCGUGUCCCUUUUCUUGAACCUAAUGGAAAUCUAUCACCUCGGAUGGAAGAAGCUGCGACAGGGUGUAACCAACCGACAGCCCCCGGAACUGGAGCAGAAACCGGAGCCCCUGACGCCAGUCACAAGGACUGCCCCGAGCACCUUCAGCUAUCCAUACUUCCCGGACACAGCCGAGGGACCCCAUCCCUACCCCGGAGGCCCGCCGAAUGAGUUCAAAAUGGCGGCGUUGCCCGAGGAUAGGUCGCCGUACAUAGCAUACAACAACAAAUUGGCUGCCGAGCAGAACUGGGCCAACAUGGCCGCCGAGCAAAACCGCCAGCUCAGCGCCAGCAACGACAAUGGUAACGGGAGUCAGGAGCAUGCGCUCCUCGUGCAAGCCAAUCAGGAGAGCGCGUCUGCAGGCGGGGUUCCGCGCGGCAACGGUCACCUGACCACAAUGGCCGAGAUGCACGAGGCUCCCGUUAGUGACACACGACCGUUGAGCCGGGCCAGCAGAGCAAGCAGCGGCCGAGCAAGAUCGGACGAUCUGGCGGUUUAG
Messenger RNA from Hemiscyllium ocellatum (epaulette shark), 1185 nucleotides. It is a transcript of the gene gja3, whose product is annotated as gap junction protein, alpha 3. Gene Ontology annotation, cellular component: connexin complex. Gene Ontology annotation, biological process: cell communication. The transcript has a single exon. Lineage: Eukaryota; Metazoa; Chordata; Chondrichthyes; Orectolobiformes; Hemiscylliidae. The coding region runs from base 1 to 1185 and encodes 394 amino acids. The record is from RefSeq and is a predicted model, not a curated record.